Molecule: messenger RNA, 4086 nt
Organism: Gryllus bimaculatus (two-spotted cricket)
Lineage: Eukaryota; Metazoa; Arthropoda; Insecta; Orthoptera; Gryllidae
Source: the annotation of a GenBank genome assembly
AAAUACUAUCUGUGAUUCCUGAGCCUGGGGUGCUUAUUGUAAGCAACUCUAGCAUGUAUAUAAUGUAAGUAUGUAAAAGAAGAUAAUUAUUAAAUGCAUUGAUUGUAUCUUGACACUGUUAUUAUUAUUUUUUUCCUAAAAUAUCUUGUGAAUUUACUGUUUUUCAUUUAAUUGUAUUAUUAUUUUUGAAUAUCUGUUAGUUUUGUUUGGUUAAUCUGAGAAAGUGAUAGCAUUCCUUGUUGGAGAAAUUCAGUGAAAGAAUGCAAUAUUUCGUUAUCUUCAUUGCCCUUGUUAUUCAUCCAAGAAUCUGGAUGAAUGAAAUUAUGUAAUCAAGAAUUUUAUUUGAACUAUAAUAAAUUUCUUGUAGUAUUUGUAAAUGAGUUAUUUAGAAGAUAAUGCUAUGAUGCAUAACUAAUUUAGAAGUGUUUGUAUUUUCAGCAUGUAGGAUAAAAAAUAUUUAUUGUGCUAAUUUUGCAUAAAAUAUUGACAUUUUUAUAGAGAAUCUAUUAGACAUUAAAAAGACAUUGAUUUAUCAACCUAUAGUAGAAGUUGCUUCCAGUCUUCCAUGUUACUUUUCAAUUUUUUAAAUUUUCAAUAAAUACUUCUAAUAGAAGUGUAAGUAUUGUCAUGUUUUUAUUCAAAACAGUUCCUUUCCUUAUUGAAAAGCAAUUACUAAGUGCUUUUCUGAGGUAAAUAUAUAAAAUCAUGUUCUUUUGACUUGACAUUUCAUAUGCUCCAUUUAAAUGGAUAAGAUGGAUGAACAUCCAUGUACAGUACUAGUAUCUGAAUUAGACUAAAAAUACUGCUAAGAAAAGAUAUGCAAGUGAUAAUGGAUGAUUUGAUCUAUCCACCUAAGUGUAGGGAAAUGGAUUAAGCCAAGAAGAAGAAUGACUCAGCAUUACUUCCAUAUUUGCUGUUUAAUUAUUGCUGAGGUUUACAAGAAAUGUACUGUUGUAGCCUGGGUCUAGAUUUGGUAUCUUACACAGUGCAGUAAGUGUCAAAGAGUUCAUUUCUGGUGUAUUAAAAAUUAAUUGUAAUAUUUUUUUAAAUUAUCUUUAAGUGGUUGGUUACUUAUUCCUUCAAUUAUUUAACUUAUUCAUUACUCCCUGAAUCCUGUAAAUGGUAAAUGACUGAGUUUUUUCUAUUUAAAAUUUUUUAAAGUUACAGUUAAAACUAUUUAAAUAGAAAUUUUGUUAACCUUCUGGCAUAUACACUACAUCUCGGAUAAAGUCAGAAUAUACCUAAGAAGAUUAAAAUUUAUCAGAAUAGUCUUAUCCAGUAUUAUGUUUUUAUUUAUUUUUAGAAUUUGUGGUUUGUUGAGUGGCUGUAUUAUUUGUUCUGUGUAAUGAAGAUUGGAUCAUUAUGCAUAUCACAGACAUAGAGCAUGUAGAAUUAAUAUAAUCCUGGUAAACAAAAUCAGUUUUUAAUAUAUAUGGUUUUAAUGGCAAAUUAUUUGAAAUAAUAUUUCAUACAAUAGGGUGGUAAUGAAAAUUGUCAUUGCGAAUCAUUUAUAUGUUCAUUCUCUCAGAAUUUGGAAAACAUUUUCAACCUGAGAGCAAUGUUUAAAUGUUGCUCUCAGCAAUGGAAUGGAACCUUCCAACAAUUCAGACAACUGUUAUGUAUUUUAACCAUACUUUUUGUUCAUUUUCUCAUAAUUUAAGAAGUAAUAAAAGAAAACGUAAUGGAAACCAGACUUGCAUAAGAUUUUCAAAACUAAGUCGUAAACGUGUAAUAAAAUUAACAUGUGCGAAAGGUGCAGAAGAGUGCUGGCAAACACUUAAAUCACUGGAAUCUUUUUAUAAAUUUUCAAUUUUGAUCAUAAACUAGGUUUUAAUGUGUUUUUCAAGUGAUAAUACUGUUAGAUAUAUUGUUUAUUUUCAAUACUAUUCAACACUGACGCCCAGUGAAGAUAAUUUACAAAUUUCUUGUCAUCUAUCUGUUUUUCUUACAAUUAUCUGCCUAACAAUUUUCAGUAUGAGAGUUUAGAGAAAUUAAAUUUAACAGUGUCAACGGAUAACAGUGCAAUGUCGGAGGGUUAAAGUUUUGUCAAUGUGGAUUUAGAAGAUAUGAAGUUAAAUGUCAAAGUAAUGAUAUUUGCCUAAGAUGCAGCAAAUUGUUAAAAAUUUGUUUGUCUCAAAAACUAUUUUAUAUUCAGUGUAUAUUGCUCUUUGGGUGUUUGUGAAAUAUUUUGUAUAUUUGUGGGUAAAAACACAUUAAUGAUAAUCAUCUUGUUCUCAUCUUUUGUUUUUUAAGCAAAAGAAGAAGAUAGUAUACAUUUGUUUGCUAUGCCAGAGAUAUCUGUAAUGAUACAAACAAAUGUCCUCUCCAAAAGCUGUUACAUUGAGUGCAGAAAUCAGCUAUUCUCAAACAUGUUUUAUUAUAUGCUGUAAAGAUGUCAGAUCCCUUUACCUUUAAUAGUAUAAUUUGCACAAAAAUAUUGAUUAAAAAGAUGUUUUGUGGAAAGAAAUGUUUGUGUGAUAUCAAAAAUAAUUUCGGUUUGUAGAUACACACUCAUUGCCAAUUGUUUAUCCAUUUUUGUCCUGCUAACUAAGAAAAAAGUAUUAUUUUCUGUGAGUAAUUUCUCUUUGCCUUUCAUAAUUUUUCUGCUGGCAAUUUCAAAGUUGAUGGAAAAAAUGACAAGUAUUUUAAUGAAAAUACAGGUAACAAAGCAAGUUUUAUGAUUGCACAUGAUAAUAACACAAUCAUUGUACCUUAAAUUAUUCAUUGCUGCUGUGUUUAAGGCAGCAUCAUGGUUCAUGUUUGUGGGAAGUGCAUUGCACAUUAAGUGAUCUAGCCUUGAUACACAGAUUGGCAAGAGUGAAUGUCUGUGAGAUGUAAUGAUGUAUAUGAAUGUGAUAUAGACAGUAAUUUGUAAUUAACAUGUAAAGUACCAUGUAUCACUUUAUUAUGCAAAGACUGGAAAGUAAUAAAUAUUAUUUUCAUUUUGCAAAAAAAAAAAAGUGUCAUUGGGUCACCAAAUGUUUAUUUAGUGGCACAUGUGUAAAAGUAGUAAAAAUUGUAAUUCAUAAAUUGUUUAUACACUAUGUAUACUUCCAAAUGUAUAAGUUUCCUUGAAAUAUGAAAAUAGUGUACUUAUAUGUUAAUAGAAUUGUGUUAUACCAUUUUCUCCUCAUUCAUUUUAAAUAUAAUAUUUCAAGGUGUAUUUUAGUUUUAAUCAUCCCAUUUUUAUUGUACCGUAUUAGCUCAAGGAAAAUAUGAAGGCUGUAAAUUAUGAAAAAGUUUGUGGCGUAAAACAUGUUUCUAUACUUUUUAUAUCUUUGAAUUGCAUUUAAAAAUGAUUGCACAGAUAUUAAAACAGUUUGUGUUUAAUAAACAGUUGCACAGGUUAUUAAAAAAGCAUAGAAUCAAUUAUGAAACUACGGGAAUUAUUUAACUGUCAUCAGAAAUUCUCCUUGUAUUUGAACUUUGAAAACUGCUCAAGCGUAUUAAUAGUAUGAAGCUUAAUAACAUAACUGCCAUUGGAUAAGGAUGUUUGCAGCAAUGAUGGCUCAAGGGGUUUAAAACAAAUUGACAGACUCUGUCAUUUGCAAACACUAGUAAGCCCAUAGGCGCAAGUUUCAUUUGCCGCAGCUGUGCUAUUCUGUGUAGUCGUCAUGCCUCCUCCCGAAUUUCAGAAUCAUGAUUAUGUUAAAGGGCCAGAUCACAAUGAACACAGCAAAACAUUGCUCCUUGCAUUGUUGAAAAAUUUUAGCUUCCUCACCAUUGUUCAGUUUCACUUGGGCAAAAACGCAUUGACAAAGAAAGUUACAGUAUUUUUAAGGCUAUUACAUAAUAUUUAAAUUCAUUUAUUUUUAGGCAGGAUCCUAGGCUUUGAGACUCAACAGUGGCUCUAUUGCUAGGUCAAAUUCAGUUCCUGUCUGGAGGAGAUCUCUAGCAACCAGCUGCACUGUUUGGUAGUUUUCCUCAUUUUUUUCCAUAAAUAACAGGUGGAUGUUAGAGUGGUACCCUAACAAAUGGGCCAUGAUCUUAUCUUCCCCUUUAUUCGUUGUAUCUUAUCCCCUUUACUCACCACAAAUGCUAGGAGACCAGUUGUAAGAUUAGAGCUUGUCCUGGCAGGGGUGGUGC